UACCAUGAAGAGCAAAAUUAACGCGUCCUCCUCCCCAUCCCCAGUCCGACGAUUCCCAAUCCAAGAGGAGCGAUGGCGCGCUGCUCCCCGCCGCUGCUGCGCCGCCUCUUCUGCCGCGCCGCCAAAUCCGCCUCCGCCGCCGGCGCCGGCACCGGCGGCACUAGCAAGAAGAAUAUCGUCUUCUUGGGCUCCCCCCAGGUAGCCGCCUCCGUCCUGGAAACUUUGCUGGUGGCGUCGGAGUCGCCGGACUCCUCAUUCCAGGUUUCCGCCGUCGUGACGCAGCCGCCGGCCGCCAAGAACCGGGGGAGGAAGCUGAUGCCGUCGGCCGUCGCGCAGCUCGCGCUCGACCGCGGGUUCCCCGGCGACCUCAUCUUCACCCCGGAGCGCGCUGGAGAGGAGGCGUUUCUGUCAGACCUGAAGGAGGUGAGACCAGAGCUCUGCAUCACUGCUGCCUAUGGAAACAUUCUGCCUCAGAGGUUUCUUGAUAUCCCGCCUUAUGGAACUGUUAACAUACACCCGAGUUUGCUGCCUCUAUAUCGUGGUGCAGCACCUGUGCAGAGGGCAUUGCAGGACGGUGUUGAAGAAACAGGUGUUUCCCUUGCAUAUACUGUCCGUGCCUUGGAUGCGGGUCCAGUUAUUGCUUCUGAAAAGUUUGCUGUAGAUGAGUAUAUUAAGGCACCGGAGCUGCUUGCUAUAUUGUUCAACUUAGGAUCCAAGCUAUUGCUUCAUGAACUACCCUCUAUUCUUGAUGGAACGGCUAAAGAAAAGGCAAAACCACAAGAUGACUCCAAAAUUACACAUGCACCGAAGCUGAAUUCUGAUGAGUCAUGGUUGUCAUUCAACCAAGAAGCUAAAUUGCUCCAUAACAAGGUACGAGCCUUUGCAGGUUGGCCAGGAACUCGCGCAAAGUUGCAGCUUGUGAACCAAAAUGGGGAACCCGAUGUGCUUGAGAUUAAGGUUAUCAGCACGAAGGCUUGCGCAUCCUGUGACAAAACCGGAGAUGGAAAUGAGGUACUCUUCUCGGGGAACUCAUUGCUGAUUCCUUGCGGUGGAUCAUCUUGUCUCGAGGUCGUGGAGCUUCAACUCCCUGGAAAGAAGGUGACGACAGCAAGGGACUUCUGGAAUGGUUUGCGUGGUCAGAGGCUGCUGAAAUCACCAUAGAAGAAUUACCAUGAUCAUCACAGCGUAUACUACCACUGCAUGAACAACAAAGACGAUCGUAUGUGAUAUGCGCUUGAUUUCUACAAGUCAUGGUAGAAACUGAUGCUGUCAAUGGAGAACAUUUUCAGGAGAAUGCUACUACAGGUAGAGGCACAUUACUCGACGAGAUCUUUUACUUUUCAGAUCGUAUCAUUGUGAAGAUAAAAUUCCAUGCUACUUCGUGUUUUUAGAUACCUCGUACCUCCAUUCGCCAUUGGAAUCUGUAUUAUCUCCAAAAUUUUGGGAAAGAGUGCACAAUUGUUAGCUACUAUUUGUAAGAGAGACAGAGAGUGCUGACCAGUACAAUUCCUGAUUGCCAACAGGGGCCAAAAUGAAAACUAUGGAUA
Oryza sativa Japonica Group (Japanese rice) is the source of this 1547-nucleotide messenger RNA. RefSeq lists its product as uncharacterized. Gene Ontology annotation, cellular component: mitochondrion. Lineage: Eukaryota; Viridiplantae; Streptophyta; Magnoliopsida; Poales; Poaceae. The record is from RefSeq and is a predicted model, not a curated record. Gene Ontology annotation, molecular function: methionyl-tRNA formyltransferase activity. Gene Ontology annotation, biological process: conversion of methionyl-tRNA to N-formyl-methionyl-tRNA; biosynthetic process.